GAGUGAGUGUGAGCAGCAGGCAACGCACCACAGCACUUUGACGUGCACACAAGAAGCAACGACAGUCUUCGCGGAGUGAUUAUUGUUUUCUUCUGGUUUAUUCGUGGAAUUGAAGGACUACCAAGACCAUCGGAUAGAGAGAGGUUGUGGAUGUUUUGUCCCGUGCGUCUUUUAUCUGGACGAGGAAAGAGCGAGCAAACCUUGUGGUUUUGCGUCAGGGGGUGCGUCACGCUACUCGCCUUGUGGGAUGCGUAAGCAGCAGCAAACAACAACGGAGCUCGAGCUCGCUUUAUUAUGCAUUUGUUUCCCCAGCACUACCGAAUCGUCGGCGACCGGAACAGGGUCUGGGUGCAUUUCUGUCCCUUUUGGGAUUACACAUGGCUCAGAUCUCCGCUUUAUUGCUGUAAUCAUCGAGGCGGAGUGCUGAAGUGAGGAAGUGGGAUGUGGCCUGCCUGUAUUUCAUGUGGUCGUCUGAAAUGGGAAAAUUAUAAAAGCAGCACUUCGGAACGUCUGCGUGGUCAUUAUUUCGGAUCUCCCACACACAGCAUCGUUAUUGAGGCUGCUCUGUGACUCGACUGUAGACAUGUCGCGAGGGGCUGCCUGGAUUCUUCUGUGUCAGAGUAUGUGAAAUAUAGCUCGCGCGAGCGCCUGAUGUCCACUCCCAUACGGACGAGCCACUGAAAACAUUUUUGAGUCCAACAAGCUUACUAAUGUCGACGACACAGCAUCGCAUGAUGGACACAUCUCUGACACUGGACAGACUGGAGGUCACCGGUUCGGUCGUAGGCAACCGUGGGUCUUGUGGGCCUGGACCCGUGAUGAUGAGAGAGAAAGGCGCCAACAAGACGACGACAGGUCACACUCACCUGAAUGGAUGUGUGCCGCUGACACAUCAGGUGGCUGGUCACAAGUAUGGCGUAGACAAAGUAGGAAUUCUGCAGCAUCCCGAUGGGACUGUCCUGAAGCAGCUUCAGCCUCCCCCGCGAGGACCCAGAGAGAUGCACUUCUACAGCAUGGUCUACUCGGAGGACAGCAGAGACCCCUGCCUGUUGAAGCUGCAGCGCUACCUUCCCACGUACUACGGCACCUGGUCCUCACCUGAGGCCCCCUCCGAGCUGUACCUGCACCUGGAGGACGUGACGCGGCGUUUCCGGCGGCCGUGCAUCAUGGACGUGAAGAUCGGCCAGCGCAGCUACGACCCCUUCGCCUCGCUGGAGAAGCAGCAGCAGCAGAUACGCAAAUACCCCCUGAUGGAGGAGAUCGGCUUCCUGGUGCUGGGCAUGAGGGUGAGUUAACACACACACACACACGCACACGCACACACGCA
Messenger RNA from Engraulis encrasicolus (European anchovy), 1327 nucleotides. RefSeq names its product inositol polyphosphate multikinase-like. Gene Ontology annotation, molecular function: inositol tetrakisphosphate kinase activity; inositol-1,4,5-trisphosphate 3-kinase activity. The transcript has 4 exons. Gene Ontology annotation, cellular component: cytoplasm; nucleus. Gene Ontology annotation, biological process: inositol phosphate biosynthetic process. The record is from RefSeq and is a predicted model, not a curated record. Lineage: Eukaryota; Metazoa; Chordata; Actinopteri; Clupeiformes; Engraulidae. The coding region runs from base 711 to 1295 and encodes 194 amino acids.